This is a messenger RNA of Anastrepha ludens (Mexican fruit fly), 1643 nucleotides long. RefSeq names its product translocation protein SEC62 (gene Trp1). Gene Ontology annotation, cellular component: endoplasmic reticulum; endoplasmic reticulum membrane. Gene Ontology annotation, biological process: post-translational protein targeting to membrane, translocation. The record is from RefSeq and is a predicted model, not a curated record. The transcript is spliced from 4 exons. Lineage: Eukaryota; Metazoa; Arthropoda; Insecta; Diptera; Tephritidae. Bases 252 to 1553 code for a protein of 433 amino acids.
UUUUCGUAUAUGAUUCAGUACAGUGUUUGAGUUUGCGAGCGAUUAAGCGCCGUGGCACAGAAAAAAAAUUGCGCUUCGUAGCUUGACUUGUUUUCAGAGAAAAAAAAAAACAAAAAAUAAAAAAUAAAUAAUAAAUAAAUAAGUAAAUAAUAAGAGAAGUCAAUAAAGCGUUUUAAGCGUGCGCUUUUCAAAGAAAUAAAGUAUUAGAAGAUUUGCACGAGUAGUAACUGGAAGAAUUUUGUUCGACAUAGAUGGAGGAAGAAACGCGCAACUACGACAAGGAAGCGGAGGAGGAGGAGGAGGAGGAGCAAAUUGUGGAGGACGAUGGUGAUGAGUACACCGGCCCCGGCGAACAAGAGGUAGAGAAACCGACCAAAGAGGAAUACAAGGUCGCCAAGUGGAUGAAAAACAAUAUAAAAACGAAGAAAACAAAGUUUCUAAGCCACAAUGUAGAGUAUUUCUCCUCGAAUAAGGCGAUCGAUGGGCUGAUGAAAUCAAAGUUCGCCACGGGUGAUGAUGCACUGUUUACCACACGCGAACAAGUUGUAGAAUUUUUAGAUGUUAUGUUGGAACAUAAAUUUUUCCAUCGCGCUAAAAAAGUGCCCGUCUCGCUGGAGGAGUUGCGUGGCUGCGGUGCAGCUGGCACCGCAUGUAGCAAAUCAACGAAAAACAAAGGUGACGAAAAAGAGCAAAAGAGUAGUGGCAAAAAGGAUACUGAAGCUGAAGCUGAGGCUAGCGGUGGCAAUGGCGUAGGCGAUGGCAAUAUCAGCACCGGAGCUGGCAACGGUGGCGGUGAGAAAAAAGAGAAACGUAAACGUAAAAUACGGCUGGAUAUGCAUCCUGAACAGGUGUUUGUGGAUGGUUCUGAAGCGUAUGUGUGGAUUUUCGACCCGAUUCCCAUACACUACUGGAUAUAUGGGUUAAUAUUGCUGCUGGGUGCUAUUCUGAUCUGCUUGUUCCCGCUGUGGCCACCGCUAUUGCGCAAAGGCGUCUACUAUUUGUCGGUUGCGGCCGCUGGAUUCCUUGUCGUAAUAUUGGCAUUGACGGUGAUACGGCUAAUUAUAUUUACAAUCGUUUGGGCGUUAACUUAUGGAAAAGUGCAUUUCUGGCUGCUGCCGAAUUUGACCGAGGAUGUGGGUUUCUUCGCCUCAUUUUGGCCGCUCUAUGAAACAAAAUAUAUGGCCGACGAGGAGAAAUUGAAAACCUCCGACAAACGCAGCAAAUCGAAAUCGAAAAAGAAGGAAAAGGACAGCGAUGCAGAGGAUGACACUGCCCCCGAAGCGAUUCCACUAGAACCAGAAAAGAUUGAAGAGGUGAAGGAACAUGAUGCCGAAAUUGAGUUUCGGCACCGCAAUGUCGCCAAGUCCGUGGCUAGCGAUAGCACAGCGGACGCUGAAGAGGAGUCGCAUAGCAGUGGUGGCGGCGACAAUAUCGAAGCGGCCGCAGAGUCGGACGCUAAAGGCUCACCCACUCCAUCGGAAUCUGAAUCGGAAAUCUCUGGCAAGGAUCAGUUUGAGAUAAUUAGUUCCAGCGAAGUGCAAAAUGUUAAUUGAUAAAUUAAUCAAUAAAAAAUUUAAUGCAAUUUAUAUUUUUACCUAUAGACAAAAAAUAUACACUAUUAAGCUGAUAAACAAAAUAUUAAA